Messenger RNA from Fimicolochytrium jonesii, 1377 nucleotides. RefSeq lists its product as uncharacterized. The record is from RefSeq and is a predicted model, not a curated record. Gene Ontology annotation, molecular function: DNA binding. Bases 1 to 1377 code for a protein of 458 amino acids. Gene Ontology annotation, cellular component: DNA-dependent protein kinase-DNA ligase 4 complex; nucleus; DNA ligase IV complex. Gene Ontology annotation, biological process: double-strand break repair via nonhomologous end joining; response to X-ray; DNA recombination. Lineage: Eukaryota; Fungi; Chytridiomycota; Chytridiomycetes; Spizellomycetales; Powellomycetaceae. The transcript has a single exon.
AUGCCUUUCACUACCUUCUUCACAACCCUGCUCCCAGACCCGCCACCGCCCUCAAGUCGCCCCUCCUCCGCGCAGAAAAGACGCCGCACAAGCAGGUUCUCCUCAGACGACGACCACGACGACAACGGCAUACCCUCAUCUUCAAACCCAACCUACCGCAUCCGCACUCAAUGGAACGACGACCUCACCUCCACCACAGACCUCACUGCAUCCUCCACCGUCGUAUGCAAUCUGGGCGUCACGGACGGCAUCACAGUCUGGACCCGCGCCAUCACUGCCUCCGACCUCACAUCCUGCCGUCCCGAGGACAUUUCCCCCCCAGAUCAUCUCGCAGCCACCCGCACAGCCCUCUGCGGCAUCAGCACCUUCUACAAAACCCAACGCCUCAACCUCAACAUCACCACCCGCCCCGCGUCAUCCUUCACCGCCGAAGCCGAUCUCACCUGGGAACUGCUGCUUGACGGCGGCAUAUCAUUCUCCCUCGGCUCCCUCCCCCUCACACCCCUCACCCCGGACCAAUCCCGCUACACCUGGCUCGCCUGGAUCGACGAGCUCAUACACCUCCGCACAUCCACCCUCACCUCCACCGACGCUCUGACGCGUAAAGUCGACUCUCUCCGACGGCAGCGCGAGGAAGUGCUCGCCGAACACGAGGAGUGGAUCAAAGUGAACCGUGUGGCGGUUGAACGGGUUAUUUAUAAGAAGUUCAAGGAGGUGCUGAAUGGGAAGAAGAAAAAGAUUAGGGAGUUGAGUAGGGCGAAUAAGGCGCUGGCGAGGGAGGCGCAGAAGGCCGAGGAGGCGUUGAGGCUUUUGGCGGCUGGGAAUCGGGGUGGGAAUGCCAAUGCUUUGAGUACGGAUGGCUUAGCUACAGCUCCCGUAUCUGACGACAACGAAACAGGCAUCUCAGAUGCAGACGAAACCCAAAGCCCACCUCGCCGCACCGCAUCUUCAUCAUCAACAACCCAUAAACGGCGCUCCCCAUCCCCCCCACCACCGCCACGCGCAUCCACCGCAAACCACCCCAAACCCCCCGCCCCGCCCCAACCCACCUCCUCAACCCUCACCCAGCCCCUCACCCACGGCAAAUCCAUCUUUACCAACUCCUCAGACGAUGAAAAUGCGGAAUCAUCAGACGCAGACGGCCCACCAGCCCUGUUGGGACAUCUUGGGUUGAGCGCGGUGUCCAAGUCGGCUAUGAGGCGGAGGAGCGAGGGGGGAAGGGGUGGUGCUAUGGGUGCGGGUGUGGGACGGAAAGGGGCCAAUGCGAGUAAUGGGAAUGGGAAGCAGACGACGCGCACACCGUCGGGGUCGGGUGCGAGUACCCCGGUGAGGAGGACGCGGUCGCGGGGUGGAGCCGGGUCGUUGGAUGAUCUGUAG